CAGGUUUCGUCGUCUCGUGGGCGUUGUCUCAUUCACGAUCGCUAGCUCUACAGUUGUUUUACGGUUUAGUUGCCGGAGAAAGGGAACCGGUAAUGGAGAGAGCGAUGAAAUUUCUUCUUGUUACUCUAGCGUGUCUAAUGAUGCGAGCAUCUGCAAGAGAUUGCACGGAGUGCUGGAGGGACGUGUGCAGGGCGGCAGGAUUCGAUAUCGAUGAAAAUUUCAGCGACGACUGCUGCAACUGCGUGGAAGAAAUUCCCACCUGUCCGAUCGCAGCAUAUAAUACCAGCACUUCUCCGGACUGUUGCAGUGAUUGCCAGAGAUAGCAUCUUGUCCGUGUUGUCCAAUCAGAGUGGACCAAAUAAUGUCUGCAACACUUCCAUUUCUCCUUCGUAUCUCUUUAUGGAUCCAGAUGAUCUUAUACCCAUCGGAUUGAGGACUUGUCAGCGGGAGAAUAUGUGGUGCCUUAUUUUCAGUUCCAGUGCAGAGGCUGUGUUGAUGAGGUUCUAGUGCAGGCUCUAGUACCUGACUUUGUCCCUCCAGAUCCUGAUCCCAAUCCCAUUACGGUCACAAUGAAUUUCAUGAUUUGGUCUCGUCUUGUUGAUGAUCAGAAUGAAACACUCUACACACUGAGGUACAAUGUGACUGAAAUUGUAACUGAGACAGGCAUUCAACCUGAAUCAGCCGAUGUACACCAACUUACUCUCAAUUUUUCGCUCUCAGAAGGAAACGAGUUGUGUUUCAAUGAAAGCGAAGUGUUUGGUUUGUCUUUUGGAAGCACACCGGAGCUCAAAGUCAUUCUUGCAAGACCAGAUCCUAGUUCAGGCUCCACCUACAGCCUGACUCCGAAGAUGACACUUGCCCGGAACUGAAUGAGUUCCGUGGAGCAACCUCGGUAGAGGAUGAUGGUAGGAUACCAUUCAUGGCCAUUCGUAUUAGACCUCCUCAACCACCUUAUUCAGUGAUUCAACCACCUUCUUCAGUUAUUCAACCAACUUCUUCAAUACCAACACCAUCUCGAGAGGUCACAUCAGCCACGAUAACUGGUGCAACCGGGAGUAGUGUAGCCAAUACUACUCCACUCCCCACUCCAUCACUACCGCCUGUAGUGGUCACCACAGCUAACUCCCAGGUCUCUUUCACUCCCAGCCUAGUCAUUGCUAUAUCAGGUGGCUCUGUUGGCGUUUUGGCUGUGGUAGUGGGUGUUGUCUUGACUAUCGUAAUCGUGCAACGGAGGAACCGCAGAACAGACAAAGUUGAUGGCACUGGUACAGGGGGAGGGAUAACUAGGGUCACCAGCAUGAACAUGGAGAGGAGACUGCAGGAGAAUUGCCAGAUACAGGCUCUCCCAAUGAAUGGGGUUACAUACGACUACCCCACUCCUCAGGUCCAUCCCUACCAUGUUCUGGAGGCUCCGUCCACUGAGCUCAACAGUCUCGGGAACUACACAACCAUGCAGCCAGCUGGUAGUGUACGGGAGGGAGCAAUCACCCCCAUGGGACAUAGCUCCCACACUAUUCGGUCGAUAUACGAUGACGAUGUGACUUCUGGGGAACACCGAGACCCAGAAUACGACGCCCCUAACCUGCCGCCACGUCCAAUACACGACACACCAUUCUAUCACGUUCUUGAGGCUCCAGGACAGAUCAACGGGCAGCCGGUUGCUCAGGUUGGAUACGAUGACCCAGUAGAGCUGCUUCAUGAGAGACAAGGAAGCAAAGAGGAGAUUGUUAACCCCAUCUAUAAUGAGAUUAAACCGAGACCACUGCCGGUAAUGUGACACACUGAUGUAGUAUAGUUGAUUGUGUGCGAGUGCAUGUUUUCUAGAAUCCACAGAUGUUUGACCCAGCAAGUACUCACCCUUACCAUGUGCUAGAGAAUCCAGCACAGGUCCUUAUGCUGAACUUAAUUGCCUGUCAUGACCAAGUCAAUCUAUCCCUGCAGCAGCAAACUGGUGAAAAUAGUGAAGCAGAAACAGUAGAAGAGCACGGACUCUACGUUCCCACAGCAGAGGAGAGGCGGAGGAUUCUCAACAAUCCAUCAAAAACAACUAGUGACCUACAGAAUUGGAUAAAGAAAAAUCGUGCAGAGAGCACAAAGAAGAGAAAGUUUUUUGAGUCAACCUCGACCUACUGGAAGCCACCAUCAGAUGCAGACAGUCUGUACAACACAUUUGCCCAGAGGAAAUACAGAGAGAUCCUUUCAGACCAGAUACAGAUAGUGAAGUACAUUGGGAGUGGGCAGUUUGGUACAGUCAACCUGGCAGUGUGGAAACAGCAGUAUGUUGAACCAAUGGAGGUGGCAGUGAAGGUAUGCAGGGCUGGCAAAAAUGAGGCCAUCAAGACCAAGUUCCUGAAGGAGGCAGCCAUCAUGGGGCAAUUCCGACAUCCAAACGUGGUGAAACUCUAUGGAGUGGUCACCAUGUCUGAACUGCCUAUGAUUGUACUGGAGUUGAUGAAGAACGGGGACUUGCUUGACUACAUGAAUAAAAACUUUGAGCCAGGAAGACUGCCUCCUCCCUCCCCAACAAGACUCCAUUCGUUCUCCCUCCAAGUGGCCUGUGGCAUGGAGUACCUCUCCAGCAAAUCCUUUGUCCACCGAGACCUCGCAGCCAGGAACAUCUUCCUUAAUGAACUCCACCAAUGCAAGAUAGGGGAUUUUGGGAUGGCUAGAGAUCUGGAGGACUCAGAGUACUACAUCAUGUCCAGGAAGGGACCGCUGCCUUUCAAGUGGACAGCUCCCGAGGCUCUCAACUAUCGCAAGUACUCUACGUUCAGUGACUGCUACAGCUACGGAAUGGUUCUGUAUGAAAUAUGGUCAGUCGGAAGAGAGCCCCUACCUGGAAUUACAAUCAAAGAGGUUCCUGAUCUGGUGAGUAAGGGGUUCUGUCAGGCUCCACCCCCAGGCUGCCCCAGAGCAAUCUAUGAGCUGAUGGUCAAGCUUUGGAACCCGGACAAGCGACAUCGUCCAACGUUCCCCCAGAUUGUGCAGUAUCUGAGGCAGCCGGAGGAGCAAGUCCUCGGCUGGUCGGAGGAAGACAGGGGAGUCUCCAGCCAGGCCUCUGUUCUCGGAGCUCCGCUGGAGGAAGGAAAGAACCUCUACCCCACACUGCAGAACGCCUACCAGUCCAGCUGGUGCUAGAUAUACUCACUGAGAGAGGUAGUCGAUUAGCACUAAACACUAACUGCGUUGUAAAGCUGAAUCAUGAAUUUCGAAGUUUG
Molecule: messenger RNA, 3218 nt
Organism: Geodia barretti
Lineage: Eukaryota; Metazoa; Porifera; Demospongiae; Tetractinellida; Geodiidae
Source: the annotation of a GenBank genome assembly